UCUCUCUAGUCUCUACCCACACUAAAGGGCCUUUCACUUAUACCAAACUCUUAAUUGCUUCUUCAGUGAUCGAUCAUAUGGCCAAAUUUCAGGUUUUGCACAAAUAUUUUUUCAUUUUUCUUGCACUAGUUGUGUGCGAUGGUUCCCUUCUAACACAUGGUAGGAAAAUAAAUAUAAAGCCAUUGAACCAACUACAUUCCUCACUAAACACAAAAACCGUCGCUAAUCAUCCUAACCCUACUUCCCUUCCAUCACUUAAAACCAAAGUUGAAUCACCACAACACCAUGAGGAAUCUAGUAAAUUGGAAGAUUCAGGUGCAGACAACACCAAUGCUUUCCGACCGACUACGCCGGGAGGGAGUCCUGGUGUUGGCCACAAAAUGAUUACAUCAUCAUCAGAAGAUAAUAAGGUGAAAACAAUGGUGGUAGUUCAUAGCCCAGAUGUUGAAGUUUUCAAGACUGAGGGUUCAAAAGAUGAUUUCAAACCUACUGACCCAGGUCACAGCCCAGGAGUUGGUCAUGCUUACAAAAACAAAAUUGGAGAUGGAAAUUAGUCUAUCGUAAACUUAGCUAUAAUUUCAAUGUGUAGCAAAACUAGUCCAAGAGUCUCCAAUCGCAUGUGUAUGUUUUGUUUUUCUUUCACAUACUUUGUUUAUCUUUUUGCAAUAUUAGAGUCUGUAUAUUCUUGCAUGCCUAAGUACCAUACUUGUAGUAUGAGCAUGGCUUUAAUUAAUUGGUUAUUGCUUGGGAUGAGUAGCUUUCCUAAAUGUAUCAUUCAAUUUGUUAGCAUUUUUAUUUAUAGGUGCAGGGUUUACUGUGUAA
This is a messenger RNA of Glycine soja, 822 nucleotides long. Its product is annotated as precursor of CEP9-like. The record is from RefSeq and is a predicted model, not a curated record. The coding region runs from base 78 to 554 and encodes 158 amino acids. Gene Ontology annotation, biological process: regulation of leaf morphogenesis; nitrate import; root development. NCBI's taxonomy places the organism in Eukaryota, Viridiplantae, Streptophyta, Magnoliopsida, Fabales, Fabaceae. Gene Ontology annotation, molecular function: hormone activity. Gene Ontology annotation, cellular component: extracellular region. The transcript has a single exon.